Molecule: messenger RNA, 4808 nt
Organism: Nylanderia fulva
Lineage: Eukaryota; Metazoa; Arthropoda; Insecta; Hymenoptera; Formicidae
Product: myomesin and myosin binding protein
Molecular function (GO): protein binding
Source: RefSeq, a predicted model, not a curated record
GGAAAGUCCGCCAGUGCUGCAGCGAGCCUCGCGCUAUAUCAAGCACAGAUUGGCUGUCUUUCUCUUUCCUUUGGUCCAUCUCUCCCCUUUCCUCCUAUAGUCUCUCUUUCCCUCAUCUUCUCCUCUUCUUUCUCACUCUCUUUCUCCCUUUCUUUCUCUUCUUUCACCCAGGUUGGUCUUCAUUAAAGAUCAGCAUCAUUUUGCUGUUCCAUCAUUAUUCGAAUAGUGUUGUCAAUGUGAUACUUUUGACAUCUCGGAGUGCGGGAACGAUCGGAAAACUGGCCAGGGACGGAGUGAUCGUCGAGCCAGGCUCGACGAAAAAGAGGAAGAGGAAGCACGAUGGGCAACGCCACGACGAAAGACUAUUCGAAGAACAUCUCCGUCGGCACCAACUCGAGGAAGACACGCUGGGAUGGUUCAGGUCUUGCAUCCCCACCGGGCAAACCUAUCUUGAUAUCGGGUACCGACGAAACGCAGCCGGAUGUUGUUGCGAUACGAUGGGAGAGAUCGCCGAGUAACGGUGGAUCGGCGAUCGUCGGAUACUUGGUCGAGCAUCGACGACUGGGCUCUCCUCACUGGAUACGAAGCAGUUCCGGCUUGUGCGCCUUCCCGGAGCUAACUCUGAGCGGUCUCGAGCCAGGAUGGCGCUAUCAAUUUCGAGUCAGAGCGCAAAAUGCAGUUGGGCUUUCACGGCCGAGCGAAAUCUCCGAGCCGCUCACAGUCACCUUGCAAAGGGUCACCGCAGCUUGCGCUCCUCGCUUCGAUCUGGAGCUCAAGGAUACGACGGUGCUCGAGAGCGAACAGGCCGAGUUUGUCGUGCAAUUCUCCGGUACACCAUUGCCGAAGAUCUCAUGGUUCAAGGACGGUUUCGAGAUUUUUAGCAGUAGACGUACCAGAAUCGUUACGGAUAACGGAAAGAGCGUUCUUCUGAUUCAUCAAACCGCGCUUAACGACGAAGGCGAGAUUAAAUGUACCGCUACCAAUCGAGCGGGUCAUGUUGCCACCAGAGCUAAAUUAAUUCUCGAAGCGUCACCGCGGAUACGAUUGCCGCGUCAGUACGAGGAUGGUUUGCUUUUCGAGCAAGAUGAAACCAUCAGAUUGAAGGUAUCUCUGGCAGGUAAGCCAUCGCCUACUGUCAUCUGGUAUCACGACGGGGAUCUGGUAUCUAAGGAUGCUAGACACAUAUUUGAGGUGAUGGACGGUGAAUCGGUUUUGAAAAUACCGGAUGCCAAACGAAAUGAUCGAGGCGAAUAUACUGUCAAAGCUACGAACACACUAGGUGAAGAUACUGCGUCUUUUCUGGUCACUGUUACAGAUCGACCAGCUGCUCCCGGAAAAGUGUCCGUCGCGAUGACUCUAGGUAGAUCAGUGACGUUAUCGUGGAAAGAACCGGAAGAUGACGGAGGAUGCAAGAUCGGGACUUACAUCGUCGAAUACUAUAGAAUUGGCUGGGACGUGUGGCUUAAAGCAACAACGAGCAGAUCCACCAGCGCGACGUUAACAGAAUUAAUCGAAGGCUCGGAAUACAAAUUUCGCGUGAAAGCUGAAAAUCCUUACGGAGUCAGCGAUCCUAGCGAAGAGAGCGACGUUAUCUUCAUUCCAGACCUUAAACGAAGAAUUAUUACGCCGUCCUUGAACGAGAAGUCGCAGAGCCAUCGAGAGAUCAGUAGAUCUCGCGGCGAGAAACGCGAAGUGAGUUUCACUACGCCGACGCAGAGAACUAGGAGUUUAACGAGGGAAGAAGCUAGAACGCGAAAUGACGAAAGCCUCGGAUACGAUGAGCGAUCAGCUUCAACGCAACGGCUCGCAACGCCGAUUUCUACGUUGGACAGGCCAUCCAGAGCAGACAGUAGAGUGACAUUUGCACCAGACACUUUGGAGAAGGAACCGCCAGUUCCACCAGCCAGAUCCAGAGAUCACGCUUCCGCGAAGCAACAAGCUUCUCUUACAGGAAAUAAUACAGUUCGAUCGAAUGCUGCGGCAGAUAUAAAAGACAAGCAAGAUAUCGUAAAGAGGGAAAGAGCAAUGUCUCCGAAACCAACCGUAACAGUUUCUUCUCCAGUCGAGGACGACUUCAAAUACUCGAUACCUACGACAAAAGAAAGAAGAAGCCUCUCUCCGCUUUCGAUUCCGCCGAGAAUUCAAGAACCUCCGAGAGAGGAGAAUAAUAUAGCUAGCCAUCUUUUGUCUUCAAAUUCGAGUCUAAAAAGACAGACUGCUAUUAUAAGUGAAUCCAUGUCACCUUCACCGCAGGAUAACUUGCAAUUGCAAACGCAAUUAUCACGAGACGACGACGAGGACGUAUUACACGGCAGUUCUGAGUUUAUGCUGGUUUUGUAUCCGGAUGAGACGAUGGAAGAGGAAACUAUAAUCGUGGCAAACGGCACGUCGCCUGAAAUUCGCGUCAGAAGCGACACAAGUAGCAAACAGGACAUGAUCGAGUUGACGGAAGAGGAGAACGAUCUCAUACCGCCGCCGAUAUCGCUGUCACUUCCGGAAUUAUUCAGCGUGCAGCAUCAAAUAGUAGAAGUAAUGCGAGCAGCUGUCAGCUCUACCGAGCUUCUUCACGAACGAGCCAUGGAACGUUUUUAUCGCGCGGUCGCCGCCGAAGAGGCAUCCGAGAUUGCCAAACGGAAGUCGCAGAUUGAGAGGCAGACCGGCGAAUUGGCGCUAUUAAAUGUCGAAUCCGUUCAGAAAUCGUCCAUUCUUAGACGCCUAUCGAAUUCCGGGGUCACGACGCAGAACUUGAUUGUCUCGUGGCAGGCGAAAAAGAAUCGGCGAAGAUCGAGCGAGGGACAAACCGAAACGGCCCCGAAAACGAUGAAACUUCUCUCGCCGGCUCUGCUGUCGGAUGUUGAGGCCAGGUCGGAUCCGAAUCUUCCCUCUGAAGUGACGACGAUGGCGGAUUCCUGGAGGAGGAGCGACGAGGACGAAUCCGUAAAACGUCUGCGUAGAUGGCACGAAACGAACGUACCACUGUUGGAGGAGAUGCAAGAAGAGAAAUCGAUACGAACGAAUGAUGAAGAUGGGGCAGCCUCCAUUUCUGAGGGCCAAGGAAGCAGAGGCAAGGCAAUGGAAGAAGAGGAAUUUAAUAGCGUCGAGACUUCCGAAGAAUCGUCGGAAGAGAUUAGCAGCGCGGAUAGCGAGGAUUUGAAAUUAUUAAGAUCUAGGAUCCUGGCGAGACAAGUUAUGGAUGAAGAGGAUACUUAUCAUCCUAGAGGAAGACCAGUUCCACACAUGGAACCGGAACUGGUACUGAUUUCGUACGAUAGAAUGAAUUUCGAGAUUUCGUCUCCUCCACCUGUCAGAGCAGUUACUCCUAUUUCGACGAACAACAUGAUACCAAAGUCUAUUUUGAAGAAACCCAAGGAAGAAAUGACUUCUUCUGACAGUUUCGAUAUAUCGAUUUCUCCAGAGAGACUAAUAAGACCAAUAUCACCGCAGCCGUACGAAGAAGAAAAUGUAGAAGAACCGCAUAUCGAUGUUAAAGAGAAAAUUGCAGAUUUCUCGAGCAUGUCCGAGGUUUUGAAGACACCCGCAAUGUCGGAAUCGGAUACGGAUAGCAUCUUGUCGGCGGCGGAAGCGGCGAAAAGUCGACGAAUGCAAUCCAAAUUGCGGUCCAUGACGCCUGAAGAGGAGGCGGCCGAAGUAGAGGCGAGAAUGGCGGUUGUGAAUCAGUACACCGAGAUAGUUCGAGAGUACUCGAGCCAUUCGCGACACGGUAGCGCGGCCAGUUCCCGAAGAUCUUCCUUUUCCGAGGAUCAAGCGGAUCAGAAGCAUCGAGUGCAGGAAAAGCUCGCGGCAAAUCUGAACAAGGAUAAACAAGAGCCAGCCGAGACGUCGAAAUUGAAGAUUCAGAAUAAGAACAAAGUCGACAAGCAGACGAAACGAGAGAAGACGAAAGGAUCGAAUAAUCAAACGCCAACGAUCGCCAAGAAGGAAAGCGCUAAUUCCAGAAGCGCGACUCCCGCGAGAGACACGACGACCGCGAAACGCGGUAAAUCGAUCUCCAGGGAGCAAUCUCCAGCUGCGAGAAAAAGGGAACGAACGACGGGCGCUUCGUCGAGAUCGUCCUCGAAAACCCGAAAUCGCACGCCUUCUCUGGAAAGAAACAAUCGAUCAUUGGCGAAAACCGACUUGAACGAGCAAGAAUCUCGUAGAUCCAAAGUACCUUCCGGCUCUUCCUCGCGUUCCUCGUCGAGAUCGAACUCCAGGGAUAGAAGACACGGAGCGACGGCAUCAGCGGAAUCGAAGGUUGAGAAGCUGCAGAAGGCACUCGAGAGUAACAAGUAUCGAGCGAUGAAGAAAGAAUCCGAGGUUACCAAAGAAGUUGCGGAAAAAAGCACUCCCGAACGUGCAGAUGGCAAGCAGUUAGCUCUGGAAGCUAAAAACACAGUCAGAUCGACAGUGGACUACAUAACCGACCUGACGUUGCUGAUUGCCGCAAUGUACGUUUAUUUCUUCAAAAAGGAAACCCUGGCGGUUCCGUUUAUCGUGCUGCUUUUAUAUCGAAGAAUACAGGAGGAAAUACACGGGUGGAUGCCACGUCGUUGGUGGCGCUCCACCAAGAAACCCUGAUCGACCAAUGUGCAACUAAAUGGUCAUAUAUAUUUGAUGUACAUCAUGUUUACCAAUCAAAAUAUGCUAAAUGAUUGCCAAAGAAAUAAUAUAUCAUAAGCUGAACCGAUAUAAUACUAUAUCGAGAAUUGCAAACUAUUUAUGUGACAUCCUUCAUAUGUAAUACAAUCGAUACUCGUUAUUCUGUUAUCCGUUGUAUUUAUAAUAAAUAUAUCAAUUCCUUAUCUCUA